AGAGAGGUACCCCACAUAGGGGCGAAGGGUGUCCCAGACUGUAGUAACGUGGUGAGAGGUGCACCACAGGUGUGAGGGGAGGGGCAAACAUGUGUUCAAGUACAAUGCUGUACAUACUGUAGUCACGUGAUGAGAUAUGUACCGCAAUGCACACGGUGCCCCACGAGGCUUUCUCGCCGGCUUUCGGCGCGGACUGCGAGCGGCUAGCAGGAAGUUGCAGGUGACUCGUCCUCGCGCUUCUGCUCAUCGUGACGUCACGCAGCACAGCCAUGCUGCCGACCCCUUCACAGACGGGAGGGGGAUCAUUAUGGCAACGGCCACUGGGCCGCCUGUAAGCAAGUCAGGCGCUGGGCACCGUGUGACUCUGCUCACCCGCUCAAAAAAAAAAAAAAACAGAGAGAAAGAAAAAAAUAAGAAGAGGCCCGUUGGCGUGUGAGCGGGGUGGGCGUCCAACAGCGACACACCUCACGUUAGUCAGCGCCGCGAGAGCGCGUGCGCCGGAGCUGUCACACACAACGUACGUCUUGCGGCAGCCCACCACCGCCAAGUGAACAGCCGCACACAGCGUUAGUCGUACGGCGGGAAGCCAGCAAUUACAAUGUGCAAACAUGGAGUUUCACUUAACAAAAUCAUCAUCAGUAAGUGACACAACAACCGUCUGUUUCACAUCAACUACUGUCACCAGACUGUAACGGCCGCCUGGGUGAGCUGCGGUACGAGUGCUGCCCCUUACCUGAGGUGAGAAGCUCGUCGACGACCUCAGCUCCAGGGCCUGUCGUCAGCUGAAGGUGUACGUGCGUGAAGAUCUCCUGUAGGUAAAAGGUGUGACCCGAUGCUGCACGUCUUGUCGCAUCAUCAACAGCAGCAGUGGAGACGUCAGCAGCAGGCGGUGAUAACUGUCCAGUAAGUACGCUGGACAACCCUGACGUCACAAGCGCAAGAGCAAGGGGACAACGUCUAGUUGAGUUUACGUGAUCUGACCUUUCACCUAAUCACCUAGAUGAACUAGUUAGUGACAGAGAAGUGCCAUCCAGCGAUGACAAUAGCGACCCUAGUGUUUCUCUGCACACCGAGCCUCGCGGCCACUGGAACUACUGACACUGGAACUUACAUCAGAAUGUGACAUGUUCUCAUACCACUUCCUGACAAAAUAAUAAUUUAAAAAAAACCAAGCGAGAAUUCUUUAAGAGAGUUUAGUUUAUUGACACUUGAUGCACUGGAUCCACAAAAUAUUGUCUAAAUAUUAAAUAAAUACGCAUGAAGGCUUUAAACUCGGAUACCUGUCCUGCAGCUGCCAUGUGGACACUAUAAUCCUGGAACGUGCUGUCUAGGUGAGUGCUUGUCGUCUAGCUGUCUCCUAGUUUGACUGCAGUCGUGUGCUUCCUUCAGUCGUGAGAGUUUAACGGUGAGCUUCCAGUGAUAAGCGACCUGAACACCUACAUCAAUACAUCUGUUUGUGUCACGACAAUCCUGCUUGUGACAGACGAUCCUGCUUGACCAAAGACAAGAAAGAGGUUAUCUCCAAUCCUCAAUAGUUUCUGGAAGGUUGUGAGAAAAAAAGUAAGUCUUGUCCUCGUGACCCGACGAGGUCUAGUUCAGCACGAUACCAUCACCUCUCACAUCACAAGCCCGGGGUCGUGAUGGGGGUCACCAUCCUCCCCACAAUACCCUUCGCCAUAACCGUCGCCUUCUGCCUAUGUUUUAUAGCGUGUGACGUCGAGGGCAAAGGUCCCGACACAGGAGAGGUUCGUCUGGGAGUUAUCCUCCCUUUCCAUGGCAACUACCCGUGGCUCAUGCCCAAAACUCUGCCGGCCAUCCGCUACGCCGUGGACUCUGUCAGGCGCAAACAUAUUUUGCCGCAUCACCGCCUGAGGAUCGUCACGGCCGACUCCAACUGCUCGCAAACCAACGCGCCGCUGGAGGCCGUCGACAUGUACAUCAACGGCACAGCCAACGUGUUCUUGGGGCCUGGGUGCAACUACGCCAUCGCCCCAAUCGCAAGGUUUAGCUACCACUGGCGCAUUCCCCUGAUCACCCCGGGUGGCCUGGUGUCAGCCUUCCGGGAUAAGAGCGAGUACCGCCUCCUGACCCGCAUCCUCGCCACCUACGACAAGACGGCCGACAUCUUCGCCGCCGCCUUCCGGAGGUUCAAGUGGAGUAAAAUAGGAAUACUGUAUCACGACAACCGAGGAGCGAACCAGGGCAAGUCGGAAUGCUACUUCAAACUUGAAGGCAUCUACUCGUCCAUGAGAGACAACUUUCACAUUUAUCCCUGGAUCAAGUCUUUUGACGAAAAUCUCGGCCAGGUGUCCGUUAAAGACCUGCUCAUUGAAGCCAGCAAAAAUACUCGAAUUAUUAUUCUGUGCGCCUCGCCCAACACCGUGCGAGAGAUCAUGAUCCAGGCGCACGAACUCAACUUCGAUAAUGGAGAGUACGUCUUCUUCAGCAUCGAUCUUUUCGACAGCCACAACAUGACCGGGUGGCCGUGGUACCGUGAGAACGACACCGAGGCCCGCAACAAGAAGGCGAGACAAGCCUACGAGGCGCUGAUGUCGCUGACCCUCCGCAAGCCCACGAGCCCGGAGUAUCGCAAGUUUUCUGAGGAGGUCAAAAAACGGGCAGAGCUGACUUUUCCCAACUUCACCUAUGGCGAAGAUGAGGUGAACAACUUCGUGGGAGCGUUCCACGACGCCGUCAUCCUGUACGCCCUCGCCCUCAACGAGACGCUGGAGGCGGGAGGAACGGUGAAGGACGGCGUGGAGAUCACGCGCCGCAUGUGGAACCGAACCUUCCAAGGUCAGUCAGUGCAAUAAGACAGGUUUGAGAUUGUUGCCAACUUCUAUGGCAACCGCAAGAUGUACGAACCUGUCGAGGGCAAGGAAAUUCACUGGGCGGGGGGAAAGAAGGGCCCCCCACCAGACGAGCCCCAGUGCGGCUUUGACGGCUCCAAGUGCCCUCCUCACGAGCCUUUUCCGGAGUACGCCAUCGUCAUCCUGGUUCUGGGAUCACUCUUGCUGGUCGUCCUCUUCAUCACACUCCUCGUGUACAGGCAUCUGAGGCUGGAAGCAGAGUUGGCUGCCAUGAGCUGGAGGGUGCGAUGGGAUGAGCUCUUGUUUGGAAACCCCACCAAAAACUUUCAGCUGGAAAAUCGGAGAAACUCAGCCAGCACCGUGUCCGGAGAUACAAUUGCUGCUCAUCUUGGUGACACUACCAACAGACAACUCUUUACAAAAACCUGCUACUACAAGGGUGCCAUACUGUCGGUGAAGAUGGUCAGUCGCCAGCACAUCAGCAUCACCAAACUGCUGCUCGAGAUUAAACGGAUCAAAGAUUUGCAGAACGACCAUCUGGUGCGUUUCCAUGGCAUUUGCGUCGACCCGCCCCAUCAGUGCAUUCUCACCGAAUACUGCCCCAAGGGGUCGCUACAGGACGUGCUAGAGAACGAGCAGAUAAAGCUGGACUGGAUGUUCCGCUACUCCAUUAUGCAGGACAUCGUCAGGGGAAUGGCCUAUCUUCACAGCACAGAAAUUCGUUGCCAUGGUAACCUGAAGUCCACUAACUGUGUGGUGGACAGUCGAUUCGUGGUCAAGAUCACCGACUUCGGCUUGCACUACUUCCGGGAGAAGGAAGAGGAAAUUGAAGACGACUCCUACGCGCACUAUCGCAAUCUCUUAUGGACUGCACCAGAACUACUUCGCCUGCAGAACCGCCCUCCAGAUGGCACCAGCAAAGGUGACGUGUACAGCUUCGCCAUCAUCUGCCAGGAGAUCGUCUACCGACAUGGCGUCUUCUACUUGCACAACUUGGACGUGGCGCCCAAAGAGAUCUGUGACAAGGUGCGUGACGGAGUCAAACCUUACUUCCGGCCCACCCUGGAGAACUACGACUGUCCGUGUGACGAGCUGGCCGGAGUUAUCCGCCGCUGCUGGGCGGAGGACCCCGCGGAGAGACCCGACUUCCAGGCGCUGCGGACACUCAUCAAACGCCUCAACAAGGACGGCGACAAGGGUGACAUCCUGGACAACCUGCUGUCGCGAAUGGAGCAGUACGCCAACAACCUGGAGGCGCUGGUGGAGGAGCGAACCUCGGACUACCUGGAGCAGAAACGGCGGGCAGAGGACCUGCUGUACUCCAUGUUACCUAAGCAAGUGGCAGGACAGCUGAUCAGAGGCGAGGUGGUCAAAGCCGAGACCUUCGAGAGCGUCACCAUCUACUUCAGCGACAUCUGCGGCUUCACCGCCUUGUCUGCAGAAAGCACACCUAUGCAGGUGGUUGAUCUGCUAAAUGAUCUGUACACAACCUUCGACUCUAUCCUCGAAAACUAUGAUGUUUAUAAGGUUGAGACGAUAGGUGACGCGUACAUGGUGGUGUCGGGCCUGCCUAUACGUAACGGCAACCUGCAUGCCCGCGAGAUUGCCCGGACGUCGCUGUCGCUGCUCAACGCCGUCAAGUCGUUCAAAAUUCGCCACAGGCCUGCAGACCAGCUUCGCCUUAGGAUCGGCAUCCACACAGGUCCUGUGUGUGCUGGAGUCGUUGGCCUCAAGAUGCCUCGCUAUUGCUUGUUCGGCGACACCGUCAACACGUCCUCGCGAAUGGAGUCCAACGGCCUACCUCUGAAGAUUCACGUCAGUCCCCAGACAAAGGAAGUUCUGGACGUGUUCGGAAACUUCGAAACCGAACUAAGAGGAGAUGUAGAAAUGAAGGGCAAAGGUGUCAUCACCACCUUCUGGCUGCUGGGCGAGAAGGGAGGACUGUCAGUCAGGUAGCAGACUGACCCCAGUGACGUCAGUUCCUUGCCUCGUUGACCCUUUCCCCUCUCUCCGCACUGCGCACCUCCGGCGUCUGUAGAUUGCACGAGGGCAGGAACCCCCCUACCCCCCGGGCCGCCUCACCUGCUGACAGUCGGUGCUGACAACUGCAGACCAGUCGUGGAGGACUGCGGCCAACACGGGAACCUGUCUGCACUCUACUAUUCUUUCCCUCCCCUAGCAGUUCGUUAUUCCAAGUUUUCCCUGGGGUCGCGUGCGCGUGUGUGUGCGCGUGUGUGUUUGUGAGAGAACACGCACACUGCUGCCUAGAAAGUGUAUUUCAGUGGUUGAUGUAGAUGAUCAGUGUCCAGUCUACACUGUCAGUGGCCGAUGUGAGACCUGUGUGUACAGUUCAGUGAGUUUUUUGUGUUGUUUGUCUUGCGAGAAGACAGAAGGCGAAUAACUGGUCCGUGUGGCUGAAGGUGUGAAAGAGUUGUCUGCCGCUGGCGAAGGUGUUGGAUCGACUCCCAGUCUUGCCACAAAGAUAUUUCUCACCUCAACCCGAGUCGACCAGUUUCAGUUUCAUCACUCUCUUGGCCGAGAAAUGUAAUUUGACACCAUGACUCUGUUGAACAAUUCUUUUCAAAUUUUCACACGUAGAAAUAGUGCAUAGUAAAUAUCAGUGGAAGGUUUUCAUGCACCAACUACAGACUAAUAUAAAUUUGUUACUGUUGUAACUAGUAAGUUAUUGGUAGAUGUUCUUGUAUUUGUAGUCAUGGUAUGCAUAUGUGUGUAUUACUGUUUGUAAGUAUUUACCAGCGAACGAAGGAACUUUGUCCAGAUUCUGAACCAUUCACUUAGUGUUGACAUCGUGGUUCCCGGCCGUUUAUUUUACUGCAUAAAUCAUAGCCACCCGCCAGUAAUACAGACCAGUAUUACACAACAUAAACAUAAAGACCAGUCCUUCAGUAUCAUGUACUUAGUAGUGUCUGCGUGAGAGGAUAGCAUGAAAUGAUGGAUGAGGGCUGAAGUGUAGGAUCGGACCAGACUUGUGCACAAUAACAAUGCUGCAGGUUUAGCCGUUGUCAUUUAAUACCAUUUCUGUCGUCAAACAAGUAAAGUAGACUUAUGUGAACAGACAUAACCGACCUAACAGCGCGUGCGUGACGGACUGUUCACUCAGCGUCCAGUGGAGCGAAACGUCCAGCUCUGGACUUGCUGCUGAUGUUGAUCACCAGACACAAACCUUUAAACUACAUUAAUGCGGUGACUGUAACUUUUAAUAGCAGCUGUAUCACUAACACCCAUUACUUUUAUUUCAGUUUCCAUGGUAUCGUGUUGAUUGAUCUCUGUGGCCACAACUGUGACACUCAUGACUAGCAGCAUGAACACAAAGAUAGAUAACAAGCACAAAUAAAUAGCCAGAGAAACGGCAUCCGUCCCUGUUGGUCUGAAAACAGGAUAAACUGUCAAUGGUUCUCUAAAAUAUAGACAAUAUAUCUUGUUAUCCAAGAUAUUUACAGCUGCAAGGCUCUCUGGGAAGGUCUGUGAGAGAAUGUGAUAGGAGGACAUCAGGUCCGCUACACAGUCCCGGCAUGCACUUCAACAGGUGAGAAUUAACCUCUACUCGACAUGCUGGGGCCGCCAGACUGCAGUUGCUUCAGAUCUCUUAAAACACAUCCAGCUUUUGUUUGUUUGUUUGUUUUACGGAUGCUGACACUUUUGAUGAAGCUGUCAUGGCCACCAUAUUGGAUUCGUGUUGUCUCCUCCCCAAGCACAACAUCCACAGCAGCAGGCUCGACAUAAAUAGCUCCUCCUCCUACACAGAGCACAACACACAGUGAUGGCUCUUCUGUUGAUAUUAAUAUUGGUAAACACACAUACAUAUACCUGAAAUAUUUACUGGCAUGAGGCCAGUUUGGCAUUGAGUGGUUUCUUGUGUUGUGCGUUUGUCCUGACAUUAUUAACGGUGUAGACGGUGUUGUGAAUUGAAGGAUUGUCUUGCUGUACUUGUCCUGGUGGUAAUCAUGGUAGGCACGCAUUCUGGACUGACUAAAUUUUCUUCAAUCCGAUAUUUACCGAGGAUAAAAUGUGUGUAGUUUCCGUAUACCUGUGUGUUUUUGAUAUGUUUUAUGUGUUUCUACAUCUUUCUGUAUCUUUCUCUGCUGGACAUCGGGAGGUUUUGAGCUGUGCACUGUCACAUUUUCACAUGAACUUUCACAUGAACUGUGCGCUGUCACACUUUCACGUGAACUUUCACAUGAACUUCCACUGUCACACUUUCACAUGAACUGUGUACUGUCACACUUUCACAUGAAUUAUGUAUACACUCUUUUUUUCGCACCGCCGCUCGCUCACCCUGUGCUUCUAAAAGUGUCUGCAAAUAUUUGUUACUGUUUUCCAUGGUGACAGAACUAGAGUUUUAUUCUCCUGACAACUGAGUUGUUUGUAUCAACAGGUCACUGGUGUUAUUGUGACUGUAGAACUUGAUUAAAAUUGUUGUUGUCAUGGAUGUAUCAUAUGAUUACAAUUGUUUUCACCGUGAAGAAUAAUGAAGUUAAUAAUCACUUGUCUGUGACUGUGAAAUGCUUUGUAGCACACGAUUUCUUAGUCCUUAAGCCCUGUGACAGCUGUGAUAAGAUGAGUGAUAAUCGUGUAAAUAAAAACAACUUUGUACAUAAGUGUUCAGCUGGAUAUGUUGCUGUAUGUGUAUUGUAGAUGCCGCUUUUUGGUGCGUGUAUUACAAAGCACAUCUGUGUUGAGUAGGUGCACCCUGAGUUCCAGUCGCCAUUUCAAUGGUGAGACAGUUUUAUGACGGUUUUAUGCUUUUUUUUACUAGAGGAAAGGAGUUGAAUGUCAAUGAAAAGUAAACUGUCUACUGCAGGGAUCACCACUGAUGUCACACUUGGUUGACUUGUCAUGGAAGAAAGGUGUGAAGAUAGGAACAGAUGUAGUUAUUUCCCAAGAAAGCUCACAUAUCUGGAUCAGUACAGUAUUUCAGAAAAGUGCAAGAUAACAACGACUGUGAUAUGUAGUUUCUGGUCUUUUUGGAGAAAAGACCAUGCAGUGCCACACGCAAAGACCUUUGUCGUCGAUACGGAAAAUAAAACAUGAAAAUAAAUGUGGGAGGCGAGACUUGCAAUGUCACGUGCACACAACAAGUUGCAAUGUGAGAGAGGGAGCAGGCAGAUGGUGUGUAGAUACUAGUUAUCUACAACGUGGAAGGCAGGAUGUGAAGAUUGCUAAAAAAACAAUGGAUGCCGGGAAUGAGGAAGUAAUACCCAGGCUGACCUCUGAACUUUCACCACAGUCCUGUGAUGUGACAGCGAGGCUACAACUUGUGGACAGACAGGAUGUGGCAUCUGUCCUCAAACAUUUCAGCCUGCACGUGCUGCCAUUUAUCUUUUAUUGGAGUCGAUGUAUGUCUGUCUGCGGCAUUUGGUCAUAACAUUUUCUUGUUACUGACCUGUGGACUGGAUCAUAAUAGCUGCGAGCUUUCCUCCGACAGAGGAAGUCUGGGCAAGAAGACAGGACAUGUUACCUCUAGACAUACCUGAGGCAUGUGACCUCCCCUUUCCCCGAUAUUUACUCUCAUAUAUUGUGUUGUGUGUGAGGACCAUCAGCACAAACCUUUGGUCGGUGAGGUAGACAGACACUCGUCUCUAUUGUUGUCAGACGAGAGCAUGUGGCAUCCUGUGGCUGGAGCUGCACGUGUUUACAUUCUCACCAUGUAACUGAAAAAAACAACUUUGAUCAAUUGUGAUUUGAGUUUUAGACUUUGUCGAGUUUAUGAUAAUAACACGUUUUUAUCUUGUAUUGUUGUGGUAUGUCUUAGAACAACCUUUCUCUUUUUGCUAGGUACAAUUGGACACUUUAACCUCCUUCAGCUUUUACAUAUACAGUGUGUCAUAGUUGCAAAUAUGUGUAACUGAACUAUGUCAUACAUACAUAUAGACACUUGCAAAUCUUAGUCUGACUUGUACUGUGUACUGACUUGUGAUACAGAGUAUUCAUGCCGUGUGUCGGUGAUGCCAUGUGUCUCUAGCUCGUACUGUGUACUGACUUGUAAUACAGAGUAUUCAUGCUGUGUGUCGGUGAUGCCAUUCGCAUCUCAUGUGUUUACACCUAUGCCAGCCUUGUGUGACAGUGACAAGUGCAGGUCAUAGGUCAUUGUGACAACCACUUUAUUAAGCUCGUGCAAGAUCCACCUUCCUAAAAUGUCGUUUGAGUUAUCUCUGAGCUCGGGUCGUGGGUCUAGAACUUCUGCUGGAGAGUCAGUAGACAGGGUGGAGACCCGGAUGUUAAUGUGUGGACAUGGAAGAUUACAUAUUAGAGGAUAAAGAGGUUAGACCUCUCUUGACCUCGUGGACAUGACAUCGUGUCACUAACUGUAACACGCAUAUGGGCACUGUAUGUCAUUUGUUGUUCUGUUUAAGAUUUGUAAAAUUGUUUCAAACCUUUAGAUAAUAAAGUAAGACUGUAAGAAAUCCACUAAGCAAGUCUUGUAAAUAUUUGAGUAUUAACGGCAAAGUUGAAAGUCAAACGUGUGUAAGACUUCUUAGCGUUAUAUAGCAGCAUAGAGCAGUAUAUGACAGCAUAGGGCAGUAUAGAACAAUAUAUAAUAGCAUAGGGCAGUAUAGGACAGCAUAAGGCCAGUUUAGGAUAGCAUAGGGCAGUAUACGACAGCAUAGGGUAGUAUGUGACAUCAUAGGCAGUAUAGGACCAUAUGGCAGUAUAGGGCAGUCCUUUAAACUUACUCGCUAUUAGACCGCUCUCCAGUACAUGAAAGUUGCGGCAACACUACAAUAAGGUAGCAACGGGACUAUUUUGGUUUGUGUUUAUACAGUUUGUUGUUUGUUUAUCACAUAGACAACCUGGUCUAGACAGAUGUCAGUUGUACAACUUCUCUCCUUGUGUAUCACUGCGAGGACACAGACCCACACGUUGUAGUUGUAGUGUGUGUCGUCGCUGUACUUGCUGGCUGUGUGUUUCUACUGUUCGUCUCAGUCUCACAUCUUUCCUUCCACUCACACAGAGGCUGGCACCGUUCAUUUGUGUUCACACACACACACUUAGCCGGCACAUAGCUAACUCCACACCUACUCACUUUUGCUGUAAGUACACAAACAAACAUCUUGACCAGCUCAAUUCCAUGUUUACAACCCUGGAGAUACUGUUUAUUUGAUAUUGACAUCUUUAUAUGAUUUUCUAUCUCGAGGACAACAGUGUUCAUGUAGAGAUAGUGUGCGAUGGUUUGGUGAGAGAUGUGGACCAAGACAGCACCUGGUGGCGAUGUUGAUGUACUGUCUACACUGUGUAGGUCACUAGGUUCAGACGAUCAGCAACGACCUGACUGUUAUAGUCUAACCUUUGUCGUAUCCAUGAAAGUUAUUCCACGAUCAUAUCACCAGUAUGUUUGUCCUGCACAAUCUCGUUGUUUUCCAAUAAACAUGUUGGAACCAC
Messenger RNA from Pomacea canaliculata, 10211 nucleotides. Its product is annotated as atrial natriuretic peptide receptor 1-like. Gene Ontology annotation, cellular component: membrane. The record is from RefSeq and is a predicted model, not a curated record. Gene Ontology annotation, molecular function: peptide receptor activity; protein kinase activity; guanylate cyclase activity. Gene Ontology annotation, biological process: receptor guanylyl cyclase signaling pathway; intracellular signal transduction; cGMP biosynthetic process. NCBI's taxonomy places the organism in Eukaryota, Metazoa, Mollusca, Gastropoda, Architaenioglossa, Ampullariidae.